Molecule: messenger RNA, 1932 nt
Organism: Pedinophyceae sp. YPF-701
Lineage: Eukaryota; Viridiplantae; Chlorophyta; Pedinophyceae
Source: the annotation of a GenBank genome assembly
AUGGAAGCGCCGCAGCCGCAAGGCCUACAGACAUGGAACGAGGGGGCGCGCGAUAGCAACGCGUCUGCGGGCGCGGGAAGCCCGGGCGGGGCAGGGAGCAGCGGUCACGCGCCCAAUGGGGGCUCGCCCGCGCAGCGCCCCGCCUCGCCGCCCCCGCCCGCGGAGGGCGGGAAGGACAUGGCGAUCAGCAACAACCCUCUGUGGCUGGACGCGCUCAACGACCCCCUGGCGGGCCUCAAGACGUUCAGCCCGAUGAUGCACCUGUGCGAUCUCGCCGGCGACGGAGACGUGCGUUUCGUGGUCGCUUCUAUGGACGCCAAACUCCGUGUCUUCCGUGGGACCUCCGUGAUCGGCGAACACCCCAUGGCGGGCAUCCCGACGUGCGUCCACUCCUUCUUCGGCGAGGUCGCGCCCUCGGCGGCCGCAGGUGUUCCCGCGGGCGUGCCUCACGUCGCGGUAGCUAUCGAGGGGUCGCUUUACGUCUACCGGAUGAUGCGGCCGUACUACAAGUUCGUCGUGCCGCUCCCGGAGGUGUCCACGGAGGAGAAGACGCUCUGGGAGAGCCUCGAGAACGGCACGCUGUCCCCGCAACAGGCCGUCAAGACGCUGUCUGAGCUGUCGCAGCGGACGCCGAUCACGCCCAAGUCCGGCGGGCUCCUCCUGCUCGACACCGACGAGGAACUGCUCGCGUACGUCAACCGCAUGCACGGCGUCGCGCUCACGUUCCCGGCCACGACCAUCACCGCCGUCACCGACCUUCAGGUCGCCGCCCCGGCGCCGCGGUCCGACAGCGUGCCCGUGCUCGGCACGGAGGACGGCCGCGUCCUCCUCCUCGAGGGCUCCCAGGCGGACCCGCGCAUCAAGCGCGCCUGGGUCGUCGGCUCGGCGCCCGUGGACGUCCAGUGCUCCGGCGUGCUCGCCGGGGCGUACCGCGUCGUGGUCGCGACGCGCGACUGCCGGCUGUUCCAGCUGAGCGAGGCCGCGUCGCCCCCGAUGCCCACGACGCUCCAGGCGCCGCUCGUCGCGAUGGUCGUUACGCGGGAGCACGUGGUGUGCGCGUGCAUGGACGAGAACGUGUACUGCUACUCGGCCAAGGGGGAGCGGCUGUACUCGAUCAGGAUGCCGUGCCCCGUGCAGGCGAUGUGCGGCGUGAGCGUGCGGGACACCAUGCUGCGGCACCAGGGCUCCGCGCCCGUCGCCAUCGCACUGCAAGACGGGACGCUGCGCGUGUACCACGGCUCGGCGCUGGUGAACGUGCACAACGUGGGCGAGCCGGUCCGCGGGCUGACGUUCGGGCCGUACUCGCGCGAGGCGGCCGCGCUGGUCCUCGUGCGCAAGAGCGGCGCGCUGGAGAUCAAGUUCAUACCGCGGAACAACCCCCUGACGCAGGGCACGGUCGCGUCGCUCGAGGCGCCGCCGCCGCGCCUCGACGUCCCGAAGAAGACCAAGAUGUUCAUCGAGCUCACGCACCGCGAGCGCGAGACCGCCACGGACAUGCACCGCCUGUUCCAGCGCGACCUGUGCAAGCUGCGGCUCUCCGCCGCACAGACCUACUACCGCGUGCUCACCGACGGCAAGGGCCAGGCGUCCUACGCCGCCGGCGCGAGCCUCUGGAUGACGGCGCACGUCAUGGGCCUGGGCCCCCGUUUCAGCGUCGUGCUUGCCGUCAGCAACACAGGGUCGACGCCCGUGACGAACCUGACGCUGCUCGUGCUGUGCAACGAGGAGGUCUACCUCGUGGCGCCCAAGGCGCUGCACGUCCCGAUGCUGCUGCCGUCCGUCGAGCAGAGCUACGAGCUGUCGGUGGAGUGUUUGGAACCUGCCGCGCCGCCGGAGCAGCUGCACGUGCUGGUGUCGCAGGAGGGGUCGUCCGUGCCGCUGCUGUCCGUGGCAGCGAAGAUGCCGGCGUGCGAGGUGCUGGAGCUGGAGUGA